GCCGCAGUCGCGGAGUGCGUGUGUGCGGGAGCGCGCCGGGGAUUUUCUCUCCUUUCUCCUGGAGGAACAUUGCGUCAGUUUUAAACGGAGUUUCAACACACACACACACACAAUGUAGAGUGUGUUGGAGAAGGAAAGAGCUGAUGUGAUGGAUCAGACGAAUUCGUCGGGAAUGAUGGAAAACCUGUUAGGAACAUAACACACACUUUGGACAGCUUGGAGUGUGAGCAGGACAUCAUCCUCACAGGACACAUGUGUCGCUUUAUUUCCUCUCACACUCACUGGCUCCAUUGUGGCCCCCUUUGGAAAGGUUAAUUUGUGUCGUCUACCCCAGGGCAAGCGUUUCGCAUUGCAGAUGUUCUCCACCGAAGCAAGAGCGAAAGCUUUGAGAAGCUAACGAGGGUCGUGGAUUUUGAACACCGCCGGAGCUGACGAGGUUCUCUGCAAAAUGGAACCUGGAGUCUAUACUGAGGGAUUCUGGGCACAAGGCAGGGGACACACUGGACAGUAGGGGGCAACUCAUCAGACCAAUCAGCAAUGCAUGUCUUUGGACUGGGGGAGGAACCUGGAGUACCUGAAGGAAACCCCCAAAGAACAGGGUGAAGACAGGAAUCAAACCCUGAGGAACUCAGGAUCACGGAUAAAGUGAGACUGGCAGAUUGGACUGGAAUAUAGAGACCAGAACACCACAUCUGGAGGAAAUAAAUAAGCAGGGUGUGUGUGAGACAGCUGAGAGGACCACUGCAAUCUGAACGUAAUCAGACACAAUAAUGAAGAUUAAAUACACCAUCUCCUUGGUCUUCAUCGUGGCUGUGGUCAUCAUCGAGAAGGAGAACAACAUCAUCUCCAAGGUCUCAGAUAAGUUCUCUCUGAAGCAGACGCCUCAGACCCCACUCCAGACCAGCGGAUCUUCUUGGGCGUCUCUCCGGCAGAACGGCUCCAGUGUCCCAGUCCUGUCCGAGCUGGACUUCUCAUCCUACUUGGAACUAAAAUGGAGCUUAGAGAACAUCUCUGAGCCCAGCAAAGGCGGGAAACACAUACUCCUUCUGGCCACGACCCGUACAGGCUCCUCGUUUGUGGGCGAGUUUUUUAACCAGCACGGCUCAAACAUGUUCUACCUGUUCGAGCCUCUUUGGCACGUGGAGCGCAUGCUAACUCUGGAGGGUGGUGGGACCAACGGUACGGCUUUGACUCAGGCUUAUCGCGACAUUCUCCGCCAGCUUUUCUUGUGCGACUUCACCAUGCUGGAGACCUUCAUCGAGCCACCGCCAAAGGAUCAUGUAACGACAGGACUGUUUCGCCGUGAGUCCAGCCAGUCGCUGUGCACUGAUCCCGUCUGCACGCCGUUUGUGAAGAAGGGGUAUGAGCCGUACCAUUGCCGUAACCGGCGUUGCGGACCACUAAACCUUACACUUGCUUCCCAGUCCUGCUUGGAAAAGGAGCAUCAUGCCAUCAAGUCAGUACGAGUACGGCAACUAGAGACACUACGCUCAUUAGCAGAAGACCCACGACUGGAUUUAAAGGUUAUUCAGCUGGUCCGGGAUCCUCGAGCCAUGUUAGCGUCCCGCAUGGUGGCCUUCGCAAACAAAUACGAGCACUGGAAGAGGUGGACCAUGAACGGAGACAUCCCCCAGGAUGACAACGAAGUGAGGAAGCUCAAAGGGAACUGUGAGAACAUCCGCAUGUCCGCCGAAGUGGGUCUCAGACAGCCUCCGUGGCUGCGUGGACGAUACAUGCUGGUGCGUUACGAGGACAUCGCCAUGUUUCCUAUGCUUAAAGCGGCCGAGAUGUAUCGUUUUACCGGAAUCCCCUUCACCGUCCAGGUAAAGGAGUGGAUCUUGAGGAACACGCAAGCAUCCGAUAAGGCUAGCGGAGUGUACUCCACCCAGAAAAACUCAUCCCAGCAGGUGGAGAAGUGGAGGUUCAGUAUGCCGUUUAAACUCGUACAGAUGGUUCAGAAAAUUUGCGCACCCACCAUGAAUUUGUUUGGGUACACGUUUGCAGAAAGUGAAGAGAUGCUAAUGGACAAGUCCAUCAGUUUGGUCGAAGAAAGGACUUUUUUAUGACCAAAAGAACUUUUUUUUUUAGCAAUUUUAUUUAUUAUGGGGAUUCGUCCAAAAACAAGGACACAAGCUGAACAGAUCAAAAACACAGCAACAUAUCGUAUCACAAACCUCUCAAACAUCAUGAAGGCAUUAGGAGAGACAUUUUACAUUUUUCUGUCAUGUAGCAUAGGGCAUUGUUUUUUAUAAAUGACGUAUUUAUGAAUUCUGCUUUUCAGCUAGUUCAGGUUUCAACUCCAAAAAUCAACCAAAAAUGCUAACUCUGAAAUUGGCGUAGAUGUUAGCUAAUGGCCAUGAUCUAGAGCGGUGUAAAAAAAAAUCAUCCUUGGUUUAAACUUUGGUUACCAGUUUCUUAUAUUACCCACAAUCCUGUUAUGCUAGCUGUCGAACAUUUUCAGUUGUUGGAAUGCUAACACAAACAUUACAUUAAUGUAAGCAGGAACGUCAUCUGGCUCAGUAAAUAGCUAGGGUAACAAGUCUGACAGAAUUAAUUCUGUCGAGACGAGACGAGUGGAGCAUUAAACAGGUUCACAAAUUAGCUAGCAUCUACAUAUUUUCUAGCUAAUCAACUUGUUCACAAACUAAAUGGUUGAGCUCGUUUUUCCAACAUGUUCUUUUUGCAACCUUUUUGCAACCUCCAAACAUUUUGAAUCAGUAGCUGAAUGUUCCUGUACAAGCUAGGUCAAAGGACACAGUUGUUUCAUGCUCAAGGUUGGCAGGUUAAAAAGAAACCGUGUUUAUUUUUCUACUUUCAGCUUGCUAAGUGUCUGUAUUUGGAGGGAAUUAGCAUUUGGCGUAUUUGUAAUGUGUGUGUGUGUGUGUGUGUGUGUUUAUACUGUGUGUCUUGGGGACAUUCCUUCUGCAGCUGGUUUGCAGAAAUGUGUGAAUUCAACGCCAGAGGUUUUGGCACCAGAACACAAGACUUUCUGUCAACACUUAUAAUUGAUGUUAAUGUGUGAAAAUGUUAGCGUCCAAACUUGGCUGUGCUUUCCAAUUGCAUUUAAAUCAUGCGCCUUGUCGCCUUCAUCACUCCGAAGUGUGUAAUAAUUCAGCCACAGCACUUGCAGAGUAAAAGAUUAGCAUGUCAGAUUCACAAGAUAUCUGAUCUGUAAACAAGCUAGCUUACUCACUAUCACAACAAAGCAGUCUGUGCAACUAGCUAAGUGCUCUGUGUACUAACAAGAUGUCAUGCUAACUAACUGGCACAAUUUUAGCUUUCAGUUAUGGACAGAGAACUGAAGUAAUACAUCAUGCUAAUUAGGUGAUCCACUUAUUAGCUACGAUACUCUGGCUGUAUGUUUUCUAAGUGCCUGAUUUGCCAGCUAUUUUAUUGCUAUACAUCUAGUUCACUAACUAGGGUGCUAAAUUUUAUUACAUGCUAGCAGGUUAACUAGUUAGCAGAACAUAAGCUGUCAAUUCCAGAUCAGUCAAUAUCUGAAUCAGUAUAAAAUGCUAAUUAGAUUCCCGUGACUACAAGGGCUUAAAUGACAUAUAUAUAUAUAUAUAUAU
Messenger RNA from Hemibagrus wyckioides, 3572 nucleotides. RefSeq names its product carbohydrate (chondroitin 6) sulfotransferase 3b (gene chst3b). Lineage: Eukaryota; Metazoa; Chordata; Actinopteri; Siluriformes; Bagridae. Bases 771 to 2066 code for a protein of 431 amino acids. The record is from RefSeq and is a predicted model, not a curated record. The transcript has 6 exons. Gene Ontology annotation, molecular function: chondroitin 6-sulfotransferase activity; N-acetylglucosamine 6-O-sulfotransferase activity. Gene Ontology annotation, cellular component: Golgi membrane. Gene Ontology annotation, biological process: N-acetylglucosamine metabolic process; carbohydrate metabolic process.